Messenger RNA from Musa acuminata AAA Group (dessert banana), 2626 nucleotides. RefSeq names its product galactoside 2-alpha-L-fucosyltransferase-like. Lineage: Eukaryota; Viridiplantae; Streptophyta; Magnoliopsida; Zingiberales; Musaceae. Gene Ontology annotation, cellular component: Golgi apparatus; membrane. Gene Ontology annotation, biological process: xyloglucan biosynthetic process; cell wall biogenesis. The transcript is spliced from 3 exons. The coding region runs from base 799 to 2469 and encodes 556 amino acids. Gene Ontology annotation, molecular function: galactoside 2-alpha-L-fucosyltransferase activity. The record is from RefSeq and is a predicted model, not a curated record.
CCUCCAGCCAAAACAUCGGCAUCUGCGUAUGAGUUGACCUGUGUGGCAUGGCAAUCCACGAAGGAUCCUCUCGGCCUUUUGACUUGUCUGGUUUCGAGGAAGAAGAAGAAGAAAUAUGAGUUCUCAACCCACCACGGACACAUCUGCACCCUUCACUCCACCUAAGUAUUGUUCCGACGGUUACCAUAUGCACUGUAACGUAAAUCUAAUGCUGUCAUCCUUCUAUAUAUGGACCUGUUGUCAAAUACUAUAUUUCCACCUCCCCACAAAGCUUUCCAAGUUUCAAGGGAUCAACACUCCCUAUCUAAAUCCCAUGGUGUUCCCAUAUCUCUAUUUCUCAGUCGCCGCUGCCACUCCUAUUCCAUUCGAUGAUCACAGUCCUUCCCAGUGCCGGCGGACAUCUCCGGUGAGUGACUGAUAACACCGGCUUUGGCCUAAAAUCACUAUCUUCUCUCUCUCGCUGCAAUCAUGUUCACGGACGAUUGAAUAGGGCACGGCACAGAUGCUUUGACUGCAUAGCACAUGCCAAUAAGAGAAAGUUGGAAAACUACGGAAGACGCAUCUUCUCCCUCUCUUUUUUGGAGAAGAACUCGCAAGGGACAUCGGCGGCUACUUUACGAUUAGAUCCCUCACACAGGUUGACGAUUGGAGCAGCAAAGGUCGGAUCUGUCUCGGGCCUCGUCGAACCACAUUCUCUUGAGUUGGACGAGCGUGGCAGGACCUUAUAACCUCAUAUUUUAGUGCGAGAUCGCAUCAAACCAAGGUUAAGAAAUCUGAGGAGGGUUUUGGCGACAUAAAAUGGAAGCGAGAGGCAGCAAGAGCUACCAAAGCUUGGACAUGUCCGGGGACAAUUCGGAAGCGCAGCCGGAGAGGCACAGCUCCCGUAUUCUGAAGCCAUGCGUGCUCCUAGUCACCUGCUUGGUAUCGGUGCUGUUGGUGUUCCUCGUCGGAACCCAUAGGACGCCAUCUUGGGAACUGCUGCGGCCAGUUGGUGCAGGAGCCGGAAUAGGUCGGAAAAAUAGCUCCUCCGAGGCACCCAAUGACAGACUCCUUGGCGGCCUCUUGUCUCCUGACUUCGACGGCGAGUCCUGCCUCAGUCGAUACCAGUCUAUGCUCUACCGCAAGGCAUCACCUCACGCUCCUUCGCCUUAUCUCAUCCGAAGGCUGCGAGAGUACGAAGCUCUCCACAAGAAAUGCGCUCCGAACACCCAUCUCUACAACAAGUCCAUAGAGCAGUUGAAGUCCGGCCGCAGCAACGGCCCCAUGGAGUGCAACUACGUGGUUUGGAUCCCUCACAAUGGCCUCGGCAACAGGGUGCUCACCAUCGUCUCCUCCUUCCUCUACGCUCUCCUCAACAACAAGGUUCUGCUGCUCCACAUCCCCAGCGACUUCACCGACCUUCUCUGCGAGCCCUUUCCGGGGACUUCGUGGGUUCUGCCUUCCGACUUCCCCCUCCACAACUUCCUCGACUUCGACAAAGGGACUCCUCAGAGCUACGGCAACAUGCUCCGCAAUAAGGUCAUCGACGACGAGAUGCUUUCAGGUUCUUCCAAUGCUACAUUGCCGGCUUACGUCUACCUCCACCUGCCCUGGUACUACGACCAAUGGGAUAAGCUGUUCUUCUGCGGCGACGCGCAGCUGAUGCUUCGGAGGAUCCCUUGGCUGCUGCUGAAAUCAGACCACUACUUCGUGCCCUCCCUGUUUCUACUGCAAGAGUACGAGGAGGAGUUGCGGCAGCUUUUCCUGGAGAGAGCGACCGCGUUCCACCACCUCGUUCGGUAUCUUGUGCACCCGACCAACGUCGUGUGGGACUACGUCACCAAGUAUUACCGUGCUCAUCUUGCUGCGGCUGAUGAGACGUUGGGCAUCCAGAUCCGAGUCUUCCACAACUUCCCCGUUCCGUUCGAGUCGAUGCUGCGUCAGGUCAUUAACUGCUCGCUCAGUGAAGGCAUUCUGCCGGCGGUGAACCUUCAGGAGUGGGCGGCACCAGCUUCGAAGACCGACAUGAAAGUGAAGGCCGUCCUGGUCGCUAGCUUGUUUUCCGGAUACGCCGAGAGGAUCCGAGACAUGUACGCCAAGCAUCCCACGAUGACCGGCGAGGUGGUCAGGGUGCACCAGCCGAGCCACGAGGGGCAGCAGCACACGGAACAGCAAGGCCAUAACAUCAAGGCGUUGGCAGAGGUGGAGCUUCUGAGUUUUAGCGACGCCCUGAUCACCAGCGCGUGGUCGACGUUCGGGUACGUGGCGCAGGGGCUCGGGGGCCUGCAGCCGUGGAUUCUGCUCCGGCACACGCAGUCGGACCUCCCAUGCCGCCAGGCUAUGUCGUCGGAGCCAUGCUAUCUCAUGCCUCCCCCUUACCCUUCCACCCAUUGCUCCAAGGAUCAUGGCGACGCCGGCGAAACGGCUGCGGCCAGGCAGUAUGUUAGGCAGUGCGAAGAUGAACUCGGAGGCAUUAAGGUUUUCGACUAGAAUACACACAUACCCCUCGAAAGUUGCCGAUUUUCGUAUUUACCCUCCACGUUUGAGGGUAUUUGAUCAUUUCUCCUAUAUCUCAAGAACAUUUCAUUGGUUGAGUAAUGUUAGCAUAGUGAUGUCAAAACUUUAAACGACAUUAAUACCGUUCGAA